ACUUAGACUCGCAAAAAAAAUCCUCUCAAUGAACACCAAGGAGGCUGCUUAACCCUAUGGGUUUCUACUCUUCUUUGUGGCCCCAAGGAGGUUCAGCUAAUCAUUUAAAGGGGAAGCAUGACAGCAAUGACAGUAUUUUUUCCCUUGGAUACAGCUCGACUUCGACUUCAAGUUGAUGAGAAAAGAAAGUCCAAAACGACACACAUGGUGCUCCUGGAGAUCAUUAAAGAAGAAGGCCUCCUGGCACCAUAUCGAGGGUGGUUUCCAGUUAUCUCCAGUCUCUGCUGCUCCAAUUUUGUCUAUUUCUACACUUUUAAUAGCCUCAAAGCAGUCUGGGUCAAAGGUCAACAUUCUACUACUGGAAAAGAUCUGGUAGUUGGAUUUGUUGCAGGAGUGGUGAAUGUGCUGCUAACAACUCCACUCUGGGUAGUAAACACCAGACUGAAGCUGCAAGGGGCAAAAUUUAGGAAUGAAGACAUUGUACCAACCAACUACAAUGGUAUUAUUGAUGCUUUUCACCAGAUCAUUCGCGAUGAAGGAAUCCUGGCUUUAUGGAAUGGCACAUUUCCCUCCUUGCUGUUGGUCUUCAAUCCUGCCAUCCAAUUCAUGUUCUAUGAAGGUUUAAAACGGCAGCUUUUAAAGAAACGAAUGAAGCUUUCUUCUGUGGACGUGUUCAUCAUUGGCGCAAUAGCCAAAGCCAUUGCCACCACGGUCACCUAUCCUCUGCAGACAGUACAGUCAAUUCUGAGGUUUGGACAUCACAGACUGAACCCAGAAAACAGAACACUGGGGAGUCUUCGGAACAUUCUCUAUCUUCUUCACCAACGAGUAAGGCGUUUUGGAAUAAUGGGACUCUACAAAGGCCUUGAAGCCAAACUGCUGCAGACAGCCCUCACUGCUGCUCUCAUGUUCCUCGUUUAUGAGAAACUGACGGCUGCUACCUUCACAGUCAUGGGGCUGAAGAGCGCACACAAGCGCUGAGGCACCUUCCACUGCCAGGCACUCAGAGAUGCUCAAGACAGGGGAUCCUUCUCUGUGGAGAGAAGCGGUUCCCCUUUUACUUGCUCCUUCCACUGAGAAUUUUACCCUCAUUGGCUUGGAAUGCAUCUAAGUUUACACAUGGAAUAUAGCCAACUUGACCUGUUACCAACUUAGUUUUAUGAUGGUUGGUUGAAUUUUGUGGGGGAGGUUGGGCCAAUGGCCAUAUGAAAAGAAAACAUUAUUGAAAACUUAAAAAUGAAAGUUUAUGGGGGUUUAUUGGUUUUUUUGAGGGGAAUGGACUCUUGCUCUCAUGUAUAAUCUUUUCCAAGUAGAGUCUUUUUUUAGAUUUGCCAGAUGGUCCCUUUCCCUUGAACCCUCCCCCAGGUCCUAGGGCAAAUUUGCUACCAUGUAAUUCUCCUCAUAUACUUUUGUAUGUCUUCAUCUUGGUAUUUUCUUCACUAAAAAUGUUAUGACUAUGCCAUAAGCAUGACUUUAUUUUUCUUGGCAUUUUUUUCCUCCUGCUUAAGGAAAAGUAUCUUCUUUAGUGUGUGAGCUAUUUAUUUUGUGGGGGAAAUGAAAAUUAUUAAUUCCAAAUGAUUCUCUUAUAAACUAUUUGUAAAUAUCACUUAUUUAGUAUUUGACAUAAUUUUAAAAUAUUUAUUUUGAAUCAACCUUUUCACUACAAAACUUGAGGUUUUAUGUUCAUCCAUAUAGGCCCCAAUAAAUUGUCGGCACAAAAGUCAUUCUUAAAAGUUGCCCCUUAUAGUAUUACAUUGAGUUUACAAGCAGCUGGUAAAAAUCACAGAAGAGGGAGCAGAUACCUUGUUUAGGCUCUGGAAUAUUAUAAACUCUUGGUAGAGACUGUAUAUUUUGAGAAUAAACUUGAUUGAGGUUAUUUCUAUUUGGAAACAUUCCUUAGAGUCCUGCUACUCAAAGAGUGGUGCCUCAAGCAAUAGCAUCGACAUCACCUGGGAGCUUAUUGGACAUGCAGUCCCAGAUCUUCUGAAUCAUAUUCCUCAUUUUAAUAAGAUAUCUAGGCAAUUUGUACUCUCACAUCAAAGUUCAAGAGACCUUAGAGCUCUUGACCCUGCAGAAGAUACAGUUGGUUUCAAUUAUGGAAGAAACCAAGACAAAGAUUGUUCUCAAAGGAAAGAUAGACUAAUGUAUUAGAGCAACCUCUGAAAAAACUGGGAGUCCUAUGUCAUCAUUUACUUUCACCUCGUAGCACAUGUUCAGGUUCGUAGGACUUUUGUUAUGUGGCCAGCAAUGAAUUUAGACAUCUCAAGGCAUUCAGGAAGCAAACUCCCUUGACAUUAGUAGAACAACAGCUUAGUUCUACUUAGUUUGACUUCGUUUUUGACUUAGUUUUUGUCCCUAUAACACAAUGACAGGUUUUUCAUUUGUUAAGUCUAAUUCAUUCAGAGUCAGAGAGAGUAAUAAUCAAGUGUCUGUGGACUCCAGUAUUUAAAUUCAAUUUUGAGAGUGGAAAUUUCUUUCUCUUAUUUCUCCUCUGGUCCCUGUGGUAAUUUCAAAAUAUGUGAUUAUUAAACUAUUAAUAAUUGAAAGAUCAUUGUGUUGUUCUAGAAAACAAGAACUAAGAGGAACUGAUAAUCUGGGAGCUAGCCUGAGCACUCGCUUAUUUAAGCUAGAGAACUGAAGACAGAGAACUGGCCCCAUUACUACUUUUUAUUUUAUAUUAAGGUAUGUGUUGUGUUGGUGGCGAGGCUUGGGUGGGGAGCAUGGGAGAAGAAUGAUCAUAAAGGUACCAUGUGUACUUUUGUUACUAUUUUAAUUUUGAUGUUCACUUUGGAACUUGAAUUUUGAGCUCAGGGUAUCGUGUAUUGUUGGUAUGUUAAAAUAAUUUCCAAGUCAGGUUAUAUAGUUAUAUUAGAUGUUUAUGAUGUGAGAAUGUAUUUGAUGCUUCUUUCUUUUCUGAUUUUAUGAAGGAACAAUUUCAUAAUGUGGUUUAUAUUCCCUUUGGAAGCUUACAGACUCACUGCAUAGUUGAAACUAGGUAAUGAGUCACCCGGUUUUGUAAUCUUUGAUUAUUAAUAAGUUACUUGAGAAAACUAAGGAGCCGAAGUCUAUACUAAGGGAAUGGAAAAUUUUUUCUUUUUGAUUCUUUAUGAGGUUUCUUUAGAAUGUGAGGAUUAAGAGCCUUAGGGAUUAUGUUAGUGUCACCUCAGUAGAAAACUUAAUCUGUGUUUUUAAGUGGACACUAAUAUUUCCACCCUUGUCUAUUUUACAAUUAAGUUUGAAAUGCAGAAAUAGGAUUUACCAUAAGAACAAAAGCAGUGGGAGUUAGAAUCUUGGGUUUUAUUCCAAGCUCUGUCACUGACUAGCAAGUUACGUCAUCUCCUUGUGCUUCAGCUUUUUGAUAAGUGGAGAUAAUAAUACUCACUACCCACUUCAGAGGAUAUUUGAGAGCUAAUGAUGUCAGCUAAUUCCCUUUAUGAUCGUGGGAGAGGGAAGAUCUGAGUGAAACUUGUGACAAGCCUAGAUUUAUAUAGCAAUUUCCCUUCUUAAAGCUUCUACACUUUCUCAUUUUAUAACCCCAAUAUCUCUGUGAAAUAGGUAAGGACGAGUAACGGUAUCCCCGUUUAAUUAACAAGGAAAAUGAGACAGAACUAUCAAAUGACUUGCCUGGUUGGAGUCGGGACUAAAGUUGAGUUUCCUGCAGUCUAGUGUAAUGAUUACGAGGAUAGGUUCUGGAAUUAGACAGACCUAGGUUCUACUCUGAUCCUGCUCUUUACCGGCUGUGGGAACAAAGCAAUUGCUGAACUGCUAUAUGGGAACAAAGCAAUUGCUGAACUGCUAUAAAACUCAGUGUUCUCAACUGUGAAGUGGAGAUCUUGAUAAAUCUACCUCAUAGGGUGAUUGUGAGGAUUAAAUGAGAUCAUAUACGUAAAUUUCUUAGCACAGGGCUUGCCACAUGAGAAAAGCUAGAUAAAUGUUAGUGAUGACUAUUAUUAUAACAUUAUUAUUGUUGAGGAGGGAUAUGACUGUUUGAAUAGAUGCAACCGUGGUUCAGUGGAAAGCACACUGGAUUUUGAGCCAGAUCUGUGUUCAGAUUUUCAUUCUAUCACUUAAAAGCAUUGUGGCCGCAGACAAGUCACUUCCUCACCUUUCUUAGUCUUUAUGUGUUUAUUUGUCUAAUAGAAAUGAUUACCGCACAAGACUGUUAUAUAUAUUUUUAAAAA
Messenger RNA from Delphinapterus leucas (beluga whale), 4181 nucleotides. RefSeq names its product solute carrier family 25 member 17 (gene SLC25A17). Gene Ontology annotation, biological process: transmembrane transport. Lineage: Eukaryota; Metazoa; Chordata; Mammalia; Artiodactyla; Monodontidae. Gene Ontology annotation, molecular function: coenzyme A transmembrane transporter activity; ADP transmembrane transporter activity; FMN transmembrane transporter activity. The record is from RefSeq and is a predicted model, not a curated record. Gene Ontology annotation, cellular component: peroxisomal membrane.